GGCCGACGCGCAGACGUAGGCACUGCAGGCCGGAGCCAGUGAAUACCACGACCCCCGCAGGGGGCUACAUUCGCCGCCGUAGGAGCAAUGCGCGCCAGGUUUCGCCUUGACGGUGAGCCGCCUCCGGAAUACUAUGAGUUUGUCGGAACCCUAAUUGCCCAAUUCGGUGGUUAAUAGGUUUCGUUCUCAAUGUCUUGGUCUAGGGUUAGUUUCAUGUAGUUGGAUUGUUUGGUAAAUCAGUGAUUGUUAGGUUUUUUGAUGGAAUUGGAAUUUGGUGGUUGGCUUCAAAUCUCUUGGAGACUGAAGGAGUGUGUAAUGUAGGUCCCGGUUCGAACAGAUUCUCUCUAGAAGUCCAUCAUGGGGGGUCUGCGGUCAGGGUCUGAACAAAAGCUGUGUAGAUGGUAAAGUCACUUGGGAGGAUGACAUAGAAGCUGAAUUCUGGUGCUAUUGUUGGAUAGAAGACCUCAUAUUGAAGCUUGAUUAUGGCCGAUUGGGAUACUUAAGGUGCAUUGGCUUUUGCCAGGCAAAAACUUAUGUGAUGGACUUAGAAUCAUUGAAUCUGACGAAGACACCUUAGUCAUGAAACAAGUUGUUGGUAGGGUGAACAAUUUCGUAUUGUAUAUUGAUCACUACAGCCAGAUAAGUGAUUCUAUCAGUUGGGAUGAUGUUGUACUGAAUCCACUUGCUGAGUUACCCAAGGUUGUGAGCCCUGUUAAGUUGUCUGAGUUUUACAGCAACUUGCCGAAGAAGGAACUAGAUCAGGGAGCCACUUCUCCUUGUAAUGCUGACAGCACGUCUGUGGACACAGAAGACUCAGAGUAUGCUGACAGUGAUUACGACUUUAAAGAUGGUGAUGAUGACUUAUUUGUGGACAAUGUAGAUGAAGAGGUGGUAGAUGUGGGUUCAGCAAAGGGGAAGAAGGCAAAGAAGGGCAAGCCACCAGCUGGUACAUCACAUGGAGAAUCCUCUAGUCCCCAACAUGAGGACUCUAGUGGAUUAGAUGGUGACCUUAAUUUGCCUGAUGACUCAGAUGGUGAAGGCCAAGUGAAGCUGAAGUUCAAGUCAUUCAACCCUGAUGAUCUAGUCAAUCCAACCUUUAAGGUAGGCAUGGUAUUCUCUACUGUGGAGGUCCUGAGAAAAAACAUCAGGGAGUAUAGCCUCAAGCACAGAUUUGACAUUAGGAUGCCCAGGAAUGACAGGACGAGGGUUGGGGCUCAUUGUGCUGCUGGAUGCCCCUGGACAUUGUAUGCUUCAAAUGACAGCAGAACUAAGGCAUUCAUGGUGAGAACUUACGUGGGAGAGCACAAUUGCAUGAAGGAAUGGAUUCUCAAGAGCUACACAGCCAAGUGGCCAUCAGAGAAGUACACUGAGACCUUCAUAGCUGAUAGCAAGAUGACACUUGGCAAUUUUGCAAGGAUUGUGCAGAAGGACUGGAACCUGACACCCUCCAGGAGCAAGUUAGCUAGGGCAAAGAGACUGACUAUGGAUAGGAUAUAUGGUGAUGAGCUUGAGCAGUUCAACUUUUUGUGGGAUUUUGGCAAUGAAUUAAGAAGGUCAAACCCAGGGAGCACUUUCUAUGUUGGUCCCAAUGAUGGUCAUUUCAGUCACAUGUAUUUCUCACUUGAUGCAUGCAAGAGGGGGUUCCUAGCUGGCUGCAGCAGGCAUGUCAUUUGCUAGGAUGGAUGUCACAUUAAGACCAAGUUUGGAGGGUGUCUGCUGACUGCAGUUGGUGUAGACCCAAACAAUUGCAUAUUUCCUGUAGCAAUGGCCUAUGUGGAGGUGGAGUCAAAGAGUACACAGAAAUGGUUCAUUGAGACUUUGAAGCAAGACCUUGGGAUUGAAAAUACUUAUCCAUGGAAUAUAAUGACUGAUAAGCAAAAGGGGCUUAUACCUGCUGUCCAAGAUAUUUUUCCAGAGUCAGAACACAGGUUCUGUGUCAGACACUUGUAAUCCAACUUUCAAGGCCACUUCAAAGGUGAGUACCUAAAAAACCAACUCUGGGCUUGUGCUAGGUCCACAACUGUGGUAGAUUGGAAUAGGAACAUGGAGAAAAUGAGGACAUUAGAUGCAGAUGCACAUAGAUGGUUAGAACAGAUGGCGCCCAACACUUGGGUUAGAGUUUUUUUCCGUGAGUUUCCUAAGUGUGAUUUGUUGCUCAACAAUUCAUGUGAGGUAUUCAACAAGUACAUACUGGAUGCAAGAGAAAUGCCCAUCCUCAGCAUGAUUAUGAAGAUCAAAGACCAACUAAUGGGCAGGGUGUACAACAAGCAGAAGGAUGUUCAUGAGAAGUGGCCAGGUCCUAUAUGUCCCAAGAUUAGGAAGAAAAUGCUGAAAAACUCCGAGUGGGCCAACACUUGUUAUGCUUCUCCUGCUGGCAUAGGUGUUUUCGAAGUGAAGGACAGAGACUACCAGUUCACAGUUAACAUCAAUGACAAGCAUCGUGACUGCAGGAGGUGGAACUUGACUGGCAUUCCGUGUAGCCAUGCCAUCUCCUGCCCGAACAUGAAAGGAUCCCUGCUGAAAGAUGUCAUACCUCCAUGCUACACUACUGAAACUUAUAAGGCUGUCUAUGGAUUCAAUGUGAUGCCAUGUUCUGACAAAACUUGUUGGAUGAAGAUGAAUGGUCCUAAUAUCCAGCCUUCUAUAUAUGAGAAGCACAUAGGAAGGCCAUCAAAAUAUAGGAGGAAGCAACCCCAUGAGAUUCAGGGAAAAAAUGAACCUUCAAUGUCUAGACAUGGCAUCAUCAUUCACUGUUCCUGGUGCCAUGAGCCUCAUCACAAUUCCAAGGGCUGUCCAUGUAAGACAUAAUCUGCUGCCCCCUUUCUCUCUUCUUCCUGUCCAGGACAGAGGGCAGUAGUUGGAUCAGCUCAUGUCAUGGCUGUCCAAGUCCUUGGUCCUGUAGAGUAUAAGGCAAUAGGCCAUACUAUGUACUAGUAGAGGUACACCAGCAGUAUGGCUGGUACUAGAGUAGUUGUUGGCUGAUUUCAGCCUUGUACCUUAGGAGUAUGUAGUAGGUAGAAUUGUACCUUAGAAGGUACAUGUAUUGGUGUAUAUAAACCAGCCCAAUGCAAUGGAAGAAGGCAGUUCACUUGCCACUCAUUCAGUUGCAGUUUCAGUUCAAGUCUGAAACUGUGUGUGCUGUGUGUGUGUGCUGUGGUAGCUCAGGGCUUUUCUUCUACCUUGGAGCAGGGGAGAGGGAGAGGGGAGGAGAGCAGGUGCUGCUCACCUCGGUGCAGGGUUUCUGUGCCAACAGUCCACUCAAGAAGGCAGGCAUCAGGCUGAAACAACAAGUGAAGGCCACCACCUUUUGCAGCAACAACAGGAGUUGAGGAAGAAGCGAAUUAACUCAGUACACAGCAUGCUGUAGAGGUGAUGACACAACACCUGCAGCCCACAGUGCAAUCAUUGGCAGUCCAACAAACUAUGCUGUCCCAGAUGUUAUCACAGUAACAGAUCCUGUUAAUCUGUCACUUGAUCAUGGGCCUCUCCCUUCUUCAUCUUUCAUCGACAACAACCAGCCCACUUCAAGACCAGUUGCCCUCACCACAGCAACAAAACAAGGAAGGUCCAAGCGCAAAAAUGGACCUAAAAAGAACAAUGCCACUUCUGCAAAGAAGAGGAAAAAUCCACCGAACAAGAAGAAAGAUCCUGGUUCUGGUGGUGCACCAAAUCUAAUCUGAUGGACAUGGUGCAGUCAUGAAUCAUUUUGUGAAUAGCUUUUGGGUACAUCUUUUGGGUACAGCUCUUGGUAUAGCUUUUGGGACAGAUAGAUGGCGCACCCACACAGUUACAGACUUGCUGUGAACUGAUGUGUGGCUGUGUUAAUUUACUGAAGUCAGAAUGUUAGUGUGACUUUCUGAGAUGGGGCCUGGUGUGUAUUAUGUAAUGGGUCCAUAACUCUUGUUAAGUCAAAUGAUCUAGCCUUAUAUGCUAUGGUAGCACCAAAACUUUGUAUGGAUGCUAACUGUCAUCUGGAAAUGAUGAUC
This is a messenger RNA of Sorghum bicolor (sorghum), 3986 nucleotides long. RefSeq lists its product as uncharacterized. The transcript is spliced from 3 exons. NCBI's taxonomy places the organism in Eukaryota, Viridiplantae, Streptophyta, Magnoliopsida, Poales, Poaceae. The record is from RefSeq and is a predicted model, not a curated record. Bases 580 to 1677 code for a protein of 365 amino acids.